AUCAAAUUCGUAAACAAAGGGAACGUAGUUUUGAAAUUUUCAGAUCACGAUUGUUUGAUUCAGUCAUAAACAAUGUCUUGUUCAUCGUCGUCGGCGUCGGAGGAUGACGAUGAAGGAUUCGAUUCUUACCGAAAGGGAGGGUACCAUGCCGUGAGAGUCGGCGAUUCAUUUUCCGGUGGCCGAUAUAUCGCUCAACGAAAACUCGGAUGGGGAGAGUUUUCCACCGUUUGGCUCGCUUAUGAUACUCAGUCAUCCGGUUUUGUUGCCUUGAAGAUCCAGAAAAGUGCACCACAAUUUGCUCAAGCAGCUCUUCAUGAAAUUGAAGUCCUUUCUGCGAUUGCCAAUGGUGAUCAAUCUAACAGUAAAUAUGUUGUAUGGCUUAUUGACCAUUUUAAGCACACAGGCCCUAAUGGACAGCACAUAUGUAUGGUUUUUGAAUUUCUUGGUGAUAGCUUAUUGCGGCUUAUCAAGCAUAAUCACUAUAAGGGCCUUGAACUGAACAAAGUUAGGGAAAUAUGCAAAUGUGUUUUGACUGGUUUAGAUUAUUUGCAUGGGGGGCUUGGAAUUGUUCAUACAGAUUUGAAACCUGAAAAUAUUCUUUUACUUACCACGAUUAAUGCCACAAAAGAUCCCAUUAGAUCCGGAAUGACUCCCAUACUUGAAAGGCCUGAGGGGAACCCUAAUGGAGGAGUAACAAUGAAUAUCAUUGAGAAAAAGCUAAAGCAAAGGGCAAGAAGAGCAGCAGCUAGGAUAUCAGGAAGACGUUCUUCAAUGGGUGGGGUAGGAGGGACUCCAAAAUCAAAUAGAUCUCUUGAUGGGAUAGACUUGAGAUGCAAGGUUGUGGAUUUUGGAAAUGCAUGCUGGGAGGAUAAGCAAUUUGCACAAGAAAUUCAAACAAGACAGUACAGAUCCCCUGAAGUUAUACUUCAAUCUGGAUAUUCAUUCUCUGCUGACAUGUGGUCUUUGGCUUGUAUAGCAUUUGAGCUUGCUACUGGUGAGAUGAUGUUCACUCCCAAAGGUGGAGAAGGUUUCAGCGAAGAUGAGGAUCAUCUAGCUAUGAUGAUGGAGUUUCUAGGAAAGAUCCCUCGGAAGAUAGCCGUAGGUGGGGCUAGAUCCAAAGAUUACUUUGACAGGCACGGAGAUUUGAAGAGGAUCCGUAGACUGAAAUAUGGUUGUCUAGAUAAAUUACUAGUUAACAAGUAUAGAUUUUCUGAAAGUGAUGCUCAUGAGUUCACGGAAUUUCUCAGUCCUCUUCUUGAUUUUGAGCCAGAGAAACGACCAACUGCUGAGCAGUGCUUGCAGCACCCAUGGCUCAACUUUAAAAACCAAAAGCAAACAGAGGUGAAGAAUGAAUCAGGUGUGGAAAGGGUUAAUGUCGGUAUGAGCAAGCUACAAAUUAAGGUGGGUAAGUAAUGUUGGGAUGAAUAGUUUUGUCACUACUUAUGUCCCACUCUCCACCUGUAUCAGUGCCACUUGUGGUUUAAUUUUUUGGAUUGUUUUAGUUUCUUAGUAAGAUUUGAUUCAUUCAUUAGUAGUUUUGGAUGAUCAUGAUGGGGAAAUGACUUCCAAAAGAGAAAUUGACCUCACUCCAGAUUCAUGGUUCUAGUGAAGUUGACUGUCAUUGAAGGAAUGAUUCCUUCUUUCCCAUGAUAAAGUAGUUGCCCGUGUUCUGUUGAG
Messenger RNA from Solanum verrucosum, 1677 nucleotides. RefSeq lists its product as uncharacterized. Lineage: Eukaryota; Viridiplantae; Streptophyta; Magnoliopsida; Solanales; Solanaceae. Bases 73 to 1413 code for a protein of 446 amino acids. The record is from RefSeq and is a predicted model, not a curated record. Gene Ontology annotation, molecular function: ATP binding; protein kinase activity. The transcript has 4 exons. Gene Ontology annotation, biological process: regulation of mRNA processing; protein phosphorylation; spliceosomal complex assembly.